Macrobrachium nipponense is the source of this 4072-nucleotide messenger RNA. RefSeq lists its product as uncharacterized. The coding region runs from base 1409 to 2752 and encodes 447 amino acids. The transcript has 2 exons. Lineage: Eukaryota; Metazoa; Arthropoda; Malacostraca; Decapoda; Palaemonidae. The record is from RefSeq and is a predicted model, not a curated record.
UGCUUUCCUCCAAAUAAAGAUCAUCAAUAGUAUCAUACAUCCUCCAAGGUAUAUUUAUAAUAGUUACAUUUUUAAUACAGAUAUAUUCCACAUCUGUAAAUAAACCCACGACCUAAAGGGUCAUUGGCGAAUUAGGAGUGUCACUACGUAACCAUAAACAAGACGUGAAAACUAGACCAUGCUAUGCAAUGCUUGCAGUAGCCUGGUUUGCUUUUGCAUGUCGAAUCAUUUUCUGAAUUUGUAAAACAAAGCAUAACACCUUCCAUGGGAAGCGGUUGAUCUAUUCACCCAUAGCGGAAGUGCAUGACUUCCGAGGCCGCAGGGCUACGUGUUCAUUUUGUUCUAAUUAUGAUAAAUCGCUGAGAUAGCUAGUGUUCCGCUAUCGACGCGAUGCUCUUAUAUUUUUAGUUCACUUCAGAUUACUCAACGGAGCGGUCAUCCGACCAAACCAUCUCUAUACUCCAGUGAUGGAGCAGCUAAGAAAUAAAGUUGUUAAAGUUGUACUACAUCCAUUUGAGUCAUCUCCCUUAUUCUAAAGAAGAACCAACUCUACUAGAUAUCACUCAGACAAGAAGGGAAAGUAGAACCAACAAUGCUUACAAACAACAGUCGUAAGAAAAGACAUACUAACUGUCGCUGUCUUAUAUCAUUAUACUAAGUGGACAAGCGGGAGUUACAUACUGGUGGCAGCUAUUAGCCUAAAUCUACAAUUACAAAAAAACCAUAUACGUCUGCCUAAGAAAUGUAUCAUCGAAUACCAGCUAUAAAUCAGUAAUAAACUGAGGAAAUAGGAUCUUCAAUCAACAAGCAACUGUAAACAUCCUACGAACACAAAGAAAUGUCCUUCAUCGAGACGAAUUCGAGCAUCAACAUCGACGUUUAGUGAACGACUUUCAUCACAUAUCUUCAAGAAUCUGACCAGACUUGAAGCAGCAUCGGAUCAUCAACGGGAAGAGAAACAUUCAUCACGACGACAACGGUCUUUCCUGCAACGCGAGAGAGAGAGAGAGAGGCUGUGACGUCAUCACGACAACAACACUUCUACCUGCAAUGCGAGAGAGAGAGAGAGGCUGUGACGUCAUCACAACAACACUUCUACCUACAACGCGAGAGAGAGAGAGGCUGUGACGUCAUCGGAAUGUCAACAUUCUUUCCGCAUAUAUACCAAAGCUAAGUACAUCCUUUAUCCAUUCAGGUUUUAUCAGUGAAGUGUUUUACAUCACGAGUCGAUCGUCCAGUAUUCCUGGGGUUUCCAAAAUGAAGCUUUUAUUGUUAGGAGUAAUACUGUUCGUUCAGACAUCUUUAUCGUGUGGGAAGCGCUAAAACCAAAAAUAUAGAUCUUACUCAUGGCACCAUUGUAGAAAGAACAGAAGACGUUUUCAUUACCACAAGCAAUAUAGUUAUAGAAAUGGAUAUGCAGGCGAUCUUUCUCCCGGAGGAUGACGUCAUUAACCUAAAGAGUGACCUGUUGCGGUUUGCUGUUUCGUUGAAUGAAAUGCACCAACGUCAUUUUCCUGCUAACCCAGAGAGUUCGCUAGCACAAACGCUGAGUGUCGCGGAAAUGUUAUCAUACAACUUGCAAAAUAAAACCGCCGAGGCAGAAGCUCUGGCUCGAGAUCUGCUUAUGUGGACUGUGCGGCACAAUAACCUCGAACGUCACAACCCGUUUAUCUUUGCUGCAUUAAACAUCUUUGGAUCUGUUGCAAGUUUAGGCUUAGGAAUUUCAAAUCGUCUUAAAAUAAAUUAUCAGAAUAAGAGAAUUGAGUUUUUGCAACAUGAAAACGAAUUAGUUUUGUCAGAAUUGCGCAACCAGUUAUCCUCAAUCAAUCAAAUAAUGAGUUUGGUGAACGAACAUUCUAGUAAUAUCGAUCAGAUUAUGGAAGUGCAACACUUGCUGGCUACGUUAGCUUAUUAUAGUUCGAAAAUAGAUCAUAUCCGUACCAAAAUUUCACAUUUUAUUGAGAAAUCAAAAGACUAUGUAGAAGCUAUUACGCUAGCAACAAGGGGUGUUUUAUCCCCACAUCUUUUGCCUAUUAAAGAUCUGACUUUAACUUUGGAGAACAGACGGGAGAAACUAGGUUAUGUUCCUUUAUUAGACGCCCAUAAGAUAGAAUUUUAUUAUAGUUUAAUAUCAGUAAGCGUUGAAAAUUACAGGAUCAUGAUCACAAUUCCCUUUGAUUCUUCUGAUGCCUGGCAAGCAUACAAAAUAGCACCAUUCCCAACUUUCAUGACGAAUAACUCAAGUCCAGUAAUAUCCAAUUUGACGGGACACGUAUUGAUUUCCCCUGAUAGGGAAUCAUAUACAGUCAUUAAAGACUUAGACAAAUUCACUCACUGUUCAGAAGCCAUGAAUAAUAAAGUUUGUACAGCUGACUCCUUCGAAUUCCAUCCUAUGUCAAUGGAUUCGUGCGAGUUAGGUAUAGUGCUAAACUGUUCUCUCUCCCAUACACACGAAGGUUGUCUGAAAAAAAUUUAUCCUUUUGACGAUAAUAAGUUCAAUUUCAGACUGAACAACGGCUCGUGGGUACGAUACGACAAGGCCGGCUUCGAGGUGGCAUGUCCAGACUGGUCCACAGCCCACUCCAAGGUUUUCUUUGCAGCCGAUGGUUGUACCGGGACGUCCACGAACUACAGGUCCAAGGGGUUAACACUAUCAUCCGUGAACGGGCCUACUUUGCGAACUUCACAUGGACAACUACUGUUAUCCCAUCACUACCUCUCCCAUACAAAGCGAAGGUGGCUCAUCGUUUAACGCAACUAGCUGAGAUGGACCACACAUCACCGACUUAUGCAGGAGGAGAAAAUCUUCGUUUCUACGUAUCGCUAGCCGUGUUUUGCGUUACGGUGGUGAUUUUUAUCAUCGUUAACAUCUUUGCUUGGCGUAGGUUGAGGCGAACACAGAUGGAUCUUCAGAGGAACGUCUUACCACGUCCAGACAAUACUCCUAUUGCGUUAAAGGCAUUUACGUUUAGAGCCAUUUGAAAUUGGCCAUUUCACUUGACUCGGAGGAAAAUUGUUUGGAAUUGAGUUGUGUGUGAAAAGCGGUCUGUACGCUGGCAAUAUGUAGGACAAGAAACUCCAAACCUUUGCAUUAUUUUUUAAAUAUAUGAACAGUUAAAAGUAUCUUUCGGGCACCUAAUAAAAUAUUGAAGCCCUAUAUAUUAAAAUGUUGGUGCAUGUACGUACCAGGAAUCUAUAUCUUGUGCACAGUCAUAUGUUAUCUUUAUAUGCUUACAAAGAGUAACAAAUAUUCUUAAACAGUUAUCCAUGAUCAUGUAUAAAUUAUGUAUCUCCACGGGGUAACAACUAUUCUUAAUCGGGUUACCUAUUACUAUAAUCACUCAUGUAUACAUGUUAACCUUUUAUUUUUUGGUACCUCAUAAUCAUUUAUUAACAUUAUACCAUAUAUAGUAAACAUGGAUCUGUAUUUUUCAUGCAUUUUCUUUACUUAUGAAUAUGUCCAUUAGGUAUGUAUUUUUUUUUUUCUAUAUACUUUUAUGCAUAUUUUUCUUAAUCACUUGUUUAUGGCUAUGACUAAAUAUAUAUACGGUCACACUCCUAAAAAACCAGGUUUAAUGUAAUUUUUUUAUGUUCAAUGCUUGAAUGGUAGCUGUCUGAGCCUAUUGUAAUAGUUACAUUUUUAAUACAGAUAAAUUCCAUAUCUGUAAAUAAACCCACGACCUAAAGGGUCAUUGGCGAAUUAGGAGUGUCACUACAUAACCAUAAACAAGACGUGAAAACUAGACCAUGCUAUGCAAUGCUUGCAGUAGCCUGGUUUGCGUUUGCAUGUCGAAUCAUUUUCUGAAUUUGUAAAACAAAGCACAACACCUUCCAUGGGAAGCGGUUGACCUAUUCACCCAUAGCGGAAGUGCAUGACUUCCGAGGCCGCAGGGCAACGUGUUCAUUUUGUUCUAAUUAUGAUAAAUCGCUGAGAUAGCUAGUGUUCCGCUAUCGACGCGAUGCUCUUAUAUUUUUAGUUCACUUCAGAUUACUCAACGGAGCGGUCAUCCGACCAAACCAUCUCUGUACUCAAGUGAUGGAGCAGCUAAGAAAUAAAGUUGUUAAAGUUGUA